Messenger RNA from Ogataea philodendri, 2220 nucleotides. RefSeq lists its product as uncharacterized. Gene Ontology annotation, molecular function: phosphotransferase activity, alcohol group as acceptor; kinase activity. The transcript has a single exon. NCBI's taxonomy places the organism in Eukaryota, Fungi, Ascomycota, Pichiomycetes, Pichiales, Pichiaceae. The coding region runs from base 1 to 2220 and encodes 739 amino acids. Gene Ontology annotation, biological process: carbohydrate metabolic process. The record is from RefSeq and is a predicted model, not a curated record.
AUGUCCCAUAUUCACGCAACGAAGUCUUUUACCAACCCGUUUCAUCUCUCGUUGAAGAAUCUCCAGGUUGUCGACAAGCAGGCAGAGCCAAUCUACUACAUCGGAGUGGAUGUGGGAACCGGUUCGGCAAGAGCCGCUGUUGUUGAUCAAACGGGGGCAAUUCUAGGGCUUGCCGAGCGGCCCAUCACCAGACACGAAUUGAAGGCUAAUCACAUCACCCAGUCCUCCACAGAGAUCUGGGACGCCAUUUGUUACUGUGUCAAGACUGCUGUUUCACAGUCCCAUGUCGACCCUUCCAAAGUGUUGGGUAUGGGUUUCGACGCAACCUGUUCGCUUGUGGUGGUGAACGAAAAAACCGACGAGCCAAUGGCUGUGGGUCCUGAUUUCGACGACAACCUCGAGGACAUCAUCUUGUGGAUGGACCACAGAGCAGAGACCGAGGUGAACGAGAUCAACGCCACCCACGACGAGUGCUUGAAGUACGUUGGUGGCAAAAUGUCCAUUGAGAUGGAGCUGCCAAAGAUGAAGUGGCUCAAGAACCAUCUGCCAAAGGACUCCGACGGAGAGUCUUUGUUCAACCAGUGCAAGUUCUACGAUCUGGCCGAUUUCCUCACUCACAAAGCAACCGGCUCCGAAACCAGAUCGUUCUGCAGCACUGUUUGUAAACAAGGUUUCAUCCCGGAGGGAAUCACCAAUAGAAACGGUUGGUCGUCCGAUUUCCUGAACAAGGUUGAUCUGCCAGAACUGGUGGAGGACAAUUUCAGAAGACUGGGCGGUGCUCCAGGCAUCAACGGCAAGUACUUGUCUGCAGGAGAAACCGUUGGAAGUCUGACCGAGGCCGCAGCAGAGGCAUUGGGACUGACAACCGACUGCUACGUCGGAUCGGGUGUCAUUGACGCCUACGCCGGCUGGAUUGGUACGGUUGCUGCCCAGACCGAGACCCCAAUUCCAGAUCUUGUUGAGCAGGACAAGAACCUUAGGGGUAUGGCCAAGGCCACCGGAAGACUGGCUGCCGUGGCUGGUACGUCCACCUGCCAUAUCUGUUUGGACGACAAGGCGAUCUUUGUGGAAGGAGUUUGGGGUCCAUAUAGAGACGUGAUGGCCAAGGGUUUCUGGCUGGCCGAAGGAGGCCAGUCCUGCACAGGUGCGCUUUUGGCACACGUUCUGUCCACCCAUCCUGCCUAUACUGAACUGGGUGUUGCAUCUGAGGCUUCGGGAGCUUCCAGAUUUGAUUACCUCAACACGAGACUGGAGAUGCUCAAGAAGUCCACCAAGGAGCGGUCUGUUGUUGCGUUGGCCAAGAACCUGUUCUUUUACGGCGAUUUCCACGGCAAUAGAUCGCCAAUUGCCGACCCUACAAUGAGGGCCUCUAUUAUUGGCCAGAGCAUGGACGUUUCCUUGGACGCCCUUGCUGUGGAGUAUCUUGCUGCGUGCGAGUUCAUUGGUCAACAAACAAGACACAUCAUCGAGAAGAUGGAGGCUGCCGGCUACAAGAUUAAUGCCAUUUUCAUGAGUGGAGGCCAGUGCCGUAACGGACUCUUGAUGAGACUGCUUGCCGACUGCACGGGUCUUCCAAUCGUGAUUCCAAGAUACAUCGACGCUUCUGUUGUGUUUGGUGCUGCCAUGCUGGGAGCUGUUGCUGCAGAGGACGCUUUGAAGAACCGUAAAGGUGCCACGGUCAAGAGCAGAAGAAACUCUGCUGUUUCUGGCGGAACAGACCCGGUUCCUGACCAGCCUCCAUCUCCAUACACCGCGCCAUCUGCCACUGCCUCGAUGACCUCGAUCAGCGCCCUGGGUGCGGGCAACACACAGACCACGUAUCCGUUCCCAACCAUGACUCCGAUCGAGGACGAGACCAAGCAGCUGGGCAACAGCCUGGACAACUCCGAGGACGAGGAGGAGCAGACGUUGUCGUUUGGCACGAAGAAUAAGGCGCAGGCCACUGCGUCGAAGAACUUCCUGUCGCAGCGGGGCCGCGGCUCUACGUUCUCGAGCUACACGAGCAACAGCACCACCUCUGCGGGCGACAAGCUGUGGAAGGUGAUGAACGACUUAUCGGGCACGGGCAGAAUAAUCAAUCCGUCCAGCCCUAACGACCCAGAUAGAAAGCUGCUGGGCACCAAGUACAAGAUCUUCCUCGACCAGAUCCAGACACAGCAGAAGUACCGCCAGCUUGUUGCUAAGACUGAGGAGGCCAUCCAGAACUACUUGAGUAUAUAG